Messenger RNA from Funneliformis caledonium, 739 nucleotides. The record is from the annotation of a GenBank genome assembly. NCBI's taxonomy places the organism in Eukaryota, Fungi, Glomeromycota, Glomeromycetes, Glomerales, Glomeraceae.
AUUAAAAAUUGCAAUAUCUUCUAAUGUAUAUCCUACAUCUCAACCAUUUAAGAUAGAACAUGAUCCAAUUGAAGAAGGAACAUCAUCUAUAAAUAUAAUGCAUUGUAAAAAGGUAGAAGAUAUUGCGUAUAUUGAAUCUGACUCACAUAUAUCUAGUGAAAACGAAGAAAAUCAUAAUACUUAUUUCAUUAAGAAAAGAAAGAGGAUUGAUCACUAUAGAAAACCUAAUGAAGAAAUCAUUGAUUCUGAUCAAUCAUCUAACUCUUCUAAUGAUAAUGAGGAUUCAGUUAAUGAGGAUUUGGUUGAUGAGAAAACUGAUGAAGAAUAUAUGCUAAAUGAAGAUGUUUCAGUUGAUUUAUUUACAGCUCCUAAUUUUGAUGAUUUCGAUGAUAGACCAAGUCUUCAAACAGAUAAUUAUGAUGACUCAUGGAUACUUUUAUGGAUAUUCAAGUACCAAGAAAGAUUUCAGCUAUCAGAUAUUGCACUUAAUGUGUUAAUUAGGUUUUUUGAUCUUGUUUUAAAAGGUGCUGAUUCACGAAGAUUUAAAAAUUUUCCUUCAAUCACUUAUAUGACAUGUAAAUUAUUUGACAUUAAAAAAAAUCAAAAAUAUUUGCAUCACCCAAUGCAAAGCCAACGCAAACCUUGCAGAUCAGAACUAUUAAAAAAGUUUCCAGCGAUUAAAGGUCAUGUUUGGCAUCCAAAAAUGAUAUACACAUUACCAUCUUUAAAGAUUCAAUUA